Molecule: messenger RNA, 6312 nt
Organism: Carcharodon carcharias (great white shark)
Lineage: Eukaryota; Metazoa; Chordata; Chondrichthyes; Lamniformes; Lamnidae
Product: BCL2/adenovirus E1B 19 kDa protein-interacting protein 3-like
Exons: 7
Coding region: 182-877 (231 amino acids)
Biological process (GO): defense response to virus; positive regulation of apoptotic process; mitochondrial outer membrane permeabilization
Cellular component (GO): mitochondrial envelope; mitochondrial outer membrane; nucleus
Source: RefSeq, a predicted model, not a curated record
CCCCCCCCUCCCCCACCACGGCUGGCGGCCGGGACAGGCGCAGUCCAGCCUGGUGGGAGCGGCCGAGCGCUCGGGCACGGACCGUUCGAAAAUUCAAACCGUCCUAACGGCGAACAGCGCCCGGGGCAACUCGUCCUGAGCCACGGGAGCGGGAGGAAAGCAAAUCUCCCAAUAUCGCAAAAUGGCAGCCGCACAACCAGAAGCCAACAACGAAGAGACUGGACUCAACGGCUCUUGGGUGGAGUUACAUUUGAAGAACAAUGGAAAUGGGAACGAUAAUGGCACCAGUCGAAAUGGAGGAUUGGAGCAUGUGCCCUCAUCUUCAUCCAUCCACAACGGAGACAUGGAAAAAAUACUCCUGGAUGCUCAGCAUGAAUCGGGUCAGAGCAGUUCUCGGGGAAGCUCCCACUGCGACAGCCAGUCUCGUCCCCAGACACCACAGAUGACUCAGCCAGUCUUUGAAGUAGAACUGCAGCAUAGCAGAGACAACAGUUCUCAGUCUGAAGAUGAUGGUUUGGAGCGGGACCAAGAGGUAGAAAUUAUGAUGAAGAGGAGUGCUGAAUGGAUUUCUGACUGGUCAAGUAGACCUGAAAACAUUCCUCCGAAGGAGUUUCAUUUCAAACAUCCUAAGCAUUCAGUCACUCUAAGUAUGAGAAAGACUGGAGCAAUGAAGAAAGGAGGCGUAUUUUCUGCAGAAUUCCUGAAGAUCAUCUUCCCCUCUCUUCUUCUAUCUCAUAUUUUGGCCCUUGGCCUGGGAAUGCCAAACAGGUGGGGUGGAUUUCAGCAUAUCUUGAUAAACUUUAAUGGAUAUCUGGUUAAGCAAUUGCUGAUCUACAUUGGGAAAAGACUGACAACCUCAUCAUCCAGCACCUUCUGAGAGCCAGACUCAGAUUUAAACAUGACCUGUGAAAUUGUGUUGCUGUUCCAUCAGUACAUUUGAUUUGGAGGAAGAAAACAAAACACCACAAGCACAAGACAUCCCAUCCCAUUACACUUUUCCCUUUGAAGGAACUGCUUGGCUACCUGAGCACUAAGUGGGCUGAUCACUGUUGUCCUCAACUUUGACUUGUUAAGCAGGAUAUACACAAUGUGACAGCAGCCUAAUCUGCUUCAAUUAAUAGUUUGCUUACGUGUAAAAUAGAUUCACCAGCAAACACUCUUAUUCAAGGAGUGUUCCACUCCAUUUAGAUUAGAUUAUAAAAUUGCAAUAUCUAUGCAGUUAACACAAAGUACCAAUGGGGAUGGGAGACGAAGGGAUUAGUGCACAGCAGCAUUGAAACAAUAAAGCUGUAGCGGGCAAUACAAUCUCAUGUUUUGAGAUACACAUUCUUUUCGGUAGGAGCAAAGCACUUGAUUUGACACCAACAAAGCUGAAGUAGUGUGCAGCUGUUAGGAGCUGUUGCAGGUAGAUUUGAUUUUUGAUGGUGGAAAUUGACAUUACAUUUUUCUUAACCAGAAAUUACAGUUUUCAUCCAAUCUCUUGAUGUCAUAUGCUCAGUGCAAGCUAACAGGGCAGGCAUGCAACUUGACUCUGACGACGCUUCUAAGGAGCAAAGUUGUUUGUCUUUAGUUUCUAAUUCUUCACUGAAAAAUGCCAGAGUUCUACAGUUAGUUGUGAUAGUUUUUAUUUACUCAUUUUUACAUUGGAAAACUUAUUGCAGUUUUCUAGCUUCUCAAGUGAGCACAGAACCUCGGUAGCAAGCUUUUUGACCAUGGUGUGUAUCAUCAUAAAUAUAUUCUCACUUGGCAUUUCCAAUCAGGGAAAUCACAGGCAGAUUUCUUCAUCCCUGGGUUCUGUUCCUUAUAAUAGUCCUGUAGCAUCCCAGCAAAAAGUUGCUAAUUCAGCCCAGACAAAUAGUUGUACUGAAAAGAGAAAAGAUCUGAAUUCUGAGCUAACUGAAAGGAAAUAUGCAGAGUAAUCUGGAGGAACUUUCCAUUCUUUCUGCGACUAUCAACUGUUAUCACCCUACCUAUCUUGGCCCAUAAAUAAUCAUUUCCACUGUGUUGUGCAGCAUCUUGUGAAAUUAAUCUGCUGUGCCAUGGACCAUUUUGCCUUUGCUCUAUCCCUUUUAAUAGGAAGGAGAAUGGUACAAUUGAAAUACCAGCCUCCUGUAACCUUUCCAAGCAUCUUUGGGUUAUUUGAUUUCAGCUUUGUGUACUUCAGUUUUGAACUUCUGUUUAGGUAAACUAUAUUUGAUGACUGAGUGAAGUUGAUUACAUAUGGGCUUUUCAUGAUGGGAUGAGCAGCUCCAUUUUAGUUUGGCUGGAAGGAUCCUAAAUGAAAUGAGUUUGAUCGUCUCAAUUUAGUUUCCAAAGUAUUGUGCCUGUAGCAUAAAAUUUCCCUUAGCUUAUCACUAAAUUCACAGUCAUGUUCAGACCAGCCCCAUCCUACUGGCUGGUGUGAGAAAUAGAAAAAUGUGAGUGCAGCAGAAGAGGCAUUUGAAGAUUGAAGCCAUGUAGAGGAAGCUUCACGCUAUGCCUUACCUGUGCUAUGUUUGUCUCUGGAGUGCCUCGAUGUUCACACAGGGAAAUGAAACAUGUUCCAUUCCCCACCUUGAAUGCAAGAUUCACAAAAAAAUUAACGCUCUUAGAAGUAUGGUAUCACAUAAGGCAAAAAUAGCUGAGUACAUUGACCUGAAGAAAAGGUCAGUAAUUAUGCUGUAUUAAGGACAAAAGACAUGAGUACAAUUUUGACUUCAGUGAAACUGCUUAAAAUGCUCCUGAGAUUGCACAGCUUCUGAUAUAAUUAAGUUUAAUUCCGAUCAAUGUGAUUUAUUUACAAAAGAUUCUUGUUUAAGAAUGUAUUGAUUUGAGAUGAAUGGGACAAGGCUGUGCGGAAAAUAUCCUCAUCAGAUUAGCUAUUUGGUAGCAAAGAGAAGCUCGAUGCUGUUUCAAAAUAUAUUCUGUUCCCCUUCUAUUUUAACUGCUGGGAUCGGCACAAUUUAUUUCACUUUUAGUUGUUUGGUAGUACAGAACUUGAGUAUUGCUGAAAAAAAGAGACAUUUUGUCAAAGCUUUUCAUCUUGCACCCAUCAGGACAAUGCACAAGAACACAAUGUAAGGGAAAACCAUAUAUUUAUACAGUAUGUGCUGAUUGGUUGGCAAGUGAUGGUGACUGAUAGCAUCAAAGUGUAUUCUCCAUGACAGUGCCUUGAGGAAUCAGAGUCCACUUGCCAACCAAUCAGCACUCUUUUCCCAUACUGUAUAAAUUUGUUGUUUUCCUUUGCAUUAUAUUCUUGCGAAUUGUCCUGAUGGGUGCAAGACGAAGAGCUUCAGUCAAGUGUUCAUUUUACUUUCGUCACUUCAAUUGAGGAGAUGGCUGAUGAUCAGAGAAUCAUUGUUAUACCGUGUGCCAAUCUUGGAUAUGUUAAAUUCUUAAGAAAGAUGUUUAUUUGCUGUUUUUAAAAGAAUUGAAGCAGGAGAUUGGGAUGUGUUUGCACACUUGUAUAUUUUCAGGGAAUAAAAGAAAAUUGUCAAGGUUGGAAUUCUGAAAUCAAAAUCAAGUGUUGAAAACAUACAACAGAUCAGUCAACACCUGACAGAAAAAGGCACAGUUAAGUUAUGGAUAGGACCCUCUACAACACUGCAGAAGUGUCCCAUCUGAAACUCUCCUCGAUUCUCUUAGGUGUUGCACUAUGCGUUUUGAGUUUACGCCAUCAGUGAUGUGUGGAUUGGAUCUGAAAUUGAAGAAGUACAAUUGACUGUUUUCAUACAACGAUAACAAUGCCUUGAUUUUGGAGAGGGGUGGGUGGGGGUUUUCAGAAACAACUGUCAUCAUAAAUUGCAGGCGGUUGAUUUAAUGUAAGAUAUUUCGCAGACUGAAGUAAUACUAUUGUCUCCCAAUCAACAAAAAAAAGUAGUAGGAAGUCUCACGUUUUCAACUUGAAUGCCACAAACAUAAACCUGGCGAAGAUGACAGGUAUUUUUACAUGGGUGAAAAGUCACAUGCGUACUUGCACAUUUCUGUGUGUUGUGCAUGUAGCAGUGAAAAAGAAGUUAAGCUGCAGCACAAACUUUUAUGAAAAAGAUAUCAGUUUUAAAAAAAAUAAGUCUUUUUGCUUUUCUUCCAAUUGGGAGCAGGUUUUGCAAAAAAGAAUCUGUUGAAUUCAACUGAGCCGAAGUGAUUAUCAACAAAUCUGGCGUUUAGCUAGGUAGCACUUUGUAUAUUAUAUGCAGGUUAAUGUAAAGUUAGUACCAUAACCAUUUUUGUGCCAUUAAACACAUGAAUGCAAGUCUGUAUUUCUUCUUUCUAAAUCUAUUCAUAAAAAGCCAAAUUUGUUGCAUACUUUCAACCACUUGCUUAUAUAAUGCAGUUAACACAGCAAAAUAUCUGAAGGUGUAAAACGAGGCUAAUUCAAGCAGUGAGCAGGAUUUCCGAUUGGCAUUGAGGAAACUGACUGAAGGUGAGAAGGGAGAAAAUAUUUCCAGAAGAUGUUUGAAGUUGUGAAAAGAUGUAGCAAGGUGGAGGUGUUUAUUUUUUCAUUUUGCUCUUGCAAGAGUUAUGGGGAAAGCUUGAUAUCUGUUAGUGUAUGAACAGAUUUUAGUGCAAGUCUAUGACAGGUCAUUGUGCAAAUGUGAGCCUGGGUGUUGGGGGUUUGCAUGUUGACUUUGGAAGGCUUAAUUCUUCUCUUAUCUAACAUGUACUCGUGUACAUUUCAACCAGGAUUACUGAAUGAUGAUCAAGUAUUGCUACGCUGGCUGAUUUCUCCCUAUCUUCUGAGGGCAUUUGUUUUGUUCCAGCUGCUAGCUGAGAUUUGCUGACUUCAUGUAGACCAAAAUCUUGUUGCCAUUCCUUAUACCAUGUAUAUUUGUUAUUUAGAGCAUUGUGGAUCUUGGAAGUUUUAAAACUGGAUAAUUGGCAAAAUGGUUUGGCCUGGCAUCAGUGUCUCAAGGAAUUUCAGCUCAGGGUGCAUUUGGUGAUCUGGGCCCAAAUGGUACUUGUUUCAGGAAUUGAAUUUUUACUUAAACUCAUGCAUAUCACAGAACAUGAAAUCCUUGAACCAAUGCAAUCAACUGGUGUUUUAGAAAGUCAAUUUUUUGAAAAUAUUUUCUUGGAUUAAAAAAUAUUCCUGGAUAGAUUUGAGUUGUUCACUUUUAUUAAUACAGAUGUUAAGGCAUUUAUCACAAAACUGCAUUUUUAAACCAGUGUCUGGUUCGCCAGCUGAGAGUAAUCCAAUUUCAAAUACCUAAGAACGACUUUAAAAAGACGAAAGAGCUUUUUAUUAGUUUCAUUGUGUGUAGGAUGGUCAGUUUCUUAGUAAAGUAAAUAUUUUUAACAUUUAAAAGGUGUCUAUGUUAGCUUAAUUUUAAUAGCCUCCUCAAAGGCUUGCCAACAGAAGUAUUUAGUGGAAACUUGCCAUGCUAAUUAAUUCAGCCUGUGAGCAGGAACAGCUUCCAGCACAAUGUCUUCUAAACAAGCUUAGAUGAUCGUGGAAACCCAAUGAGCGCCGGACGUGGUUUUCUUUUGAAAUUCCUCCAUCUUCUGUGUUGCUUUGGGAAAAUUGCGCUGGAAAUGCCAGGACCUUCCUGUACCUUAGGAAGGGAGCCUGUGCCUUCAGGAUAGAGAAGGGCAGAAAAAAGAAGUCUUUUACUGAUAUAAAAGGGAAAUUAGCAGGUAAUAAAUAUUAUGAAAUUUUAUUUCUAGGUCCAUGUUUAAAUAAUUGUAUUUUCACAAGCUAUUAUUUAAACUUUGGAAGCUCCUAAACAUUUAAAUUUAUAAUUGGGUUCUUCUCCUUUUAUCUCUGUUCUGUGGUAUUUUUGCCAGAAUGUGGUGUUAGAAUUUAUUUAGGAGAAGAACAACCAUUGCAGACCAUCUUACAUCUGAAGAAAAAUUGUGGGAUUUUUUUCUUUCGUGUGAAAUUUGGAAAUAAUUGUAAACCUACCUUGGAUGCAAAUUUUGUACCUUCAGUAGUUAGUAUCUCUGGGAUGAGAGCUUUUUCCUUCGAAAUAUUACCUAAACCUUGAAAAAUAUUAGUAUUUGGUUCACUCAUAUGCUUGCUGAUGUUGUGCAGUUGAAUGGUUAAAGUUGAAAUCACCAGGAGAUGUCACUGCAGAAACUGAGAUAGUUGAGGAAUAAACAGCAGCAUGAAUUUUCUCUUUGACGCUUAUUCUUUCUUCACACAUUUCUGUGGGUUUUGACUAUUCUGAGUCCUGGCAUUUUUCAGCAACGGGAUCCCUUGCUCAGAAUUAUACACUUCUCUCUCAAGUCCAAGUACAGUGAAGCCUCUUUUUAUCUUUAUCUGUUGUAUAUCUGUGUUACUAGUCAUAAACCCUUGCUUAAAUAGUGGAAAGACAUAAAAUAUUCUCACACCUC